Messenger RNA from Sander lucioperca (pikeperch), 1234 nucleotides. Its product is annotated as dual specificity phosphatase DUPD1. Lineage: Eukaryota; Metazoa; Chordata; Actinopteri; Perciformes; Percidae. Gene Ontology annotation, cellular component: cytoplasm. The coding region runs from base 196 to 822 and encodes 208 amino acids. The transcript is spliced from 3 exons. Gene Ontology annotation, biological process: negative regulation of MAPK cascade; protein dephosphorylation. Gene Ontology annotation, molecular function: protein tyrosine/serine/threonine phosphatase activity; MAP kinase phosphatase activity. The record is from RefSeq and is a predicted model, not a curated record.
AUCUUUGCAAAUGGGCAUGGAAAAAAAGUUCAAAGUUAAUACAUUAAUAAUCUAAAUCUGAGUUAAACUAUUGCCUUAAGAGGACAUUUUAGAGGGCUUUAAUUUUCAUGUAACAAUGUGCAGACAUUUUUUUUCUUUUAGUUUUUGAUUACAUUCAGGGAUGUGUGUAUGUUUUCUGGCCAGCAGAGGUGAGCUAUGUCCUCCUGUGUGGUGAAGUCCAGAAGCAGGAACCCAUACACAGCGGUGCAGGUUGACCCAGACAGUGACUACAUCACACCGGGAACAUUAGACCUGGAGCAGCUGUUCUGGACCGGCACCGGGGCUCAGUAUGCACAUGUCAACCAGGUCUGGCCCAGAGUCUACAUCGGGGACGAGAAAACAGCUCUGGAGCUGCCUGGUCUGAGGGAUCUGGGUAUCACACAUGUCCUUAAUUCAGCAGAGGGAAAGUGGAAUAAUGUGCUGACUGGUGCUGAUUACUACACUGACGUGGACAUCCGGUACUAUGGUGUAGAAGCUGAUGACAAACCUACCUUCAACAUCUCCCAGUACUUCUGCCCUGCAACCCAGUUCAUCCAUGAGGCCCUCAGUCACCCACAGAACAAGGUGCUGGUGCACUGUGUGAUGGGUCGGAGCAGGUCAGCAACUCUGGUCUUGGCAUACCUGAUGAUGAAACACAGCUUAACUGUGGUGGAUGCUGUUGAGCAUGUGCGACAGCGCCGCUGCAUCCUGCCCAAUCAUGGCUUCCUAAAACAGCUCAGAGCCCUGGACAUCACGUUACAAGAGGAGAGGCUUAAACAAAAAAUAGAGAUGAAACACCAAUAAUGCACAAUAAAUAGAUAAUAUGCCCGUGUUUACUACUUCGAUUUUGCUUUUGAAUCUCUUAGGUAUACAAAAAUGUUCAACUGUUGUAUCAUUAAACUCUGUUUUGUUUUUCACAACUGCGUCAUGUAAGAGUUCAAAUGUCAAAUUGAAGAAUGGGGUGUCCUCAGGGCUUAGUGAUGUUUUAAAGCAAGAGCGAUUUUGUCUAAGUGUGUCUACUGUAAGUGUAUGACCAGAUUUCAAUGAGUGAGGCACACAGAGUAGGUCCUGACACUUUCAGAUCUACAGUAGGACAUGAGGGGCGAGAGCUAAGAAGCCUAAAAUUCAUUCACUAAUUUGACUAAGUUGACUUGAAGCAAAUUGUUGUACCUUAGAUUGGGUACGUACUGUAGAUCGCUUACUAAGAAUUAUCUUU